AUGGAGACUGGUGAUUUUGAUAACACCCCAGCGCCGAGCACUCGGCCAUCACUGGCGAUUCUGCGGCCCGAAGAAGAUGAUACGGGAUUGUCCAUUGCUUCUUCUCACCAAGGCUCGACUUCAUAUCGGCACCAUCUCUUGAAGACUGUCACUGGCGGCUCUUUUAUUGCAGACAGAAACCUGCCUGUCCCGCCGAUUCUUAGCUCGUACUCCCUCCCGAAGAGCGUUCAUGCCAUAAUAGAUGGUCCCAAGCUCGAGAGAGAAAACCAGUCGUUUAGUGCCGAGCAGCAGAUAAAAGCACCAGCUACUCCGCCGCCCGCGCCAAUUCCCGGAAAACGCGGAGCCCCUCAGCAGACUCCAAAGCCAGAGAGAGAUGUUUCGAGUCUUCCCUUGACUGAGAUGAAGCAGAGAGCUCUAGAGCACAGCAGAAAUCGUUCCCGAAACACGGAGUCAAGCGUUGACAACAGUUCGACACGAGAUUCUGUGCGUCUUUCAUCCACCGUUGGAAGAAACUCUCCAGUUUCAGACCAAGUGUCCAUACGAAGCGGCGAGACUCAUGAGACUCGAGCUGAUGGGAGUGCCUUAGUCACCAAAGUGUCCGUUACCGUCCCCAGGAUACAAGGCCACAACCCAGUGGUCAAGGUUCGCCCUGCCUUUGACCAAGUAUCUCUAUUUCCAGAAGCAGACAAAGCACAUGAAUAUGUUCCCCGAUCUGUUGAGAAAGUUGGCCCAUUUGUCCCCGAGCUUAACAAGCAUUCAGAGGUUUCAAGCACACCUUCUAGCCAAAUUCGCCUGUACCCAACUCAGUCUGAGACCCCACACCAACAGAGUGAGAGUAUUUCGAAGUUUAAUGUCGAGAACAACCCGGAUUUGGGUACUAAGAAGUACGAAUCGCUUUCAAAAGUCCGACCCUUUGAUCACACAUAUUCAAAAGGAUGUUACUCUCAUGAAAUUGAAAACGAUGCCAGGCCUGGCGAGGAAGCAAAGAGGCCCAUCGACCAAAAAGACCAGUCAUCAACGCCAAACAUUUUGAACAGCACAGAACAUGCUCUGGAUGAGUGUGAAAUUGCAAAUGGCGAGUAUCAACUGCAAAGAAAACGGGUCUCGGGGCAACAUUCGAUUCGAAAGGAUGAGACCUUCCCAACAGAAAAUGAAUUUGGUACACAUUUAAUAGAGGAACACGGAGAGGAAGCAGACUUUGUAAACCCUACGACAAAAGGCAGUGAAGCUCAACAUGAAGUCUCUCAAUGCAAUGUAUGCCCUACCUCUGUGGAAAACCGUCAGCAUGAAUGGGACAUUUGCACGACAGUCUCAGCUGUGGAACAAGCAGCAGGAGCUCAUUCUAUCCAGGAAUGCGCUCCCUCCAAAGACGCCAAAAGCAUCGAGACUAAUCAGCAUAAUAUGUCUGAUUGCCAAGGAGAUGAGCGCGAGCUCAUGAUUAUUACGAGCGGAGAGCCCCUCAUCGCUAAACAUCAAAAUAGUCAAGACUCUGGAAAUGGAGAAAACGGCACGGAUCAAGAAGGGAGCAACCCUUCAGAAACUAAAAAUGGUCAUCGUAACGCUCUACAAUGGAUUAAACAGGUGUUUCGACAGCGUGGCUCCAAUGAAAGCGCCCCUACGAAUUUCACCGUGAUGGGGCACAAUCGACGAAGGGAUUCCGAGCCUUUGAGAAAGACAUCUGAUCGAAAUACCCUACUGGCCGGAAGCUCAUCUCAAUCAGCCAAGUCCGGCACAGGCAUUGAUGAGGCUGGAUUUACACAAGCAGUGAGUGAUUUAGAGAGGCUAUUUGGCGAGGCCAUCGCCGUCAUAUCGCAGGCGGUUGAACACUCUGAAAAGUUUUGUAACCAAAGGAUACAGAUUCCAGAGCAUGAGCGAUACCCACGCGCCCAAAGCCUCGGCAAUCAUCACAGAUUCCUAGAAGCGGCCUCGAAUUCUGGAGGUCGACGGCUAUCCGAGAUGGAACUUAUUGAGAUAUUUCCUCACAGGGCAGAGACUGCACCCACGAGAGACUCUACAAACAAGACAUCAUUGGUUGUUCCAAAUCGAAGAUCAAGUUGGAAAAAAUCCCCGUUAGGCCGUCAUCAGCCUGCCAAUUCUCACCAAGGGAUUCCCAUUCGCGAGCAGGCAUCAUCUUGUUCAAUCUCAGGUGCUGUGUGCGACGUAUUGGAAGUGGUCGAAUUUAGUCGAGACGAUAGAAAAACAACCUCGAACAACACUGUCCGUAGAAUCACACCCCCCGAUCAUCAUUUGUCAGGUCGCAAGGAACUUGCUGGGGAUAACACCCUGCCCGAAAGGGAUGUUGCUGGACGCCAAAUGAACCAUGACCAUGGGAUAAAUCUGCGUCAUAGGUCCCAUGUGAGCCUUCGAGGUCUCCAGCCCUUCAGUCUUGCUCGGUCACACAAAAGGCAAUCGAUUGCUCGAGAUUGGUCGCCAGUACGCAAAAGAUUUGUCGCGACCGUUGCUUGCAUCAGUACCGCACUAAUCGGGCUCAUCGUGGGAAUAUACUCUGGCCUGGUUCCAAAGAUACAGUAUUAUAUCAUCGACGAGUCGCACCUGGCCGUACUUGGAAACGCAGGCUGCUUCCUAGGUCUGGCCAUACCGACUUUCUUUUGCUGGCCAUUGCCUCUUCUGCAUGGGCGCAAGCCGUAUAUCUUGACGAGCCUAGCGCUAGCGAUGCCGCUCCUGUUUCCCCAAGCUCUGGCUGUUGAUUCACAGCGAAUAACUAACACGGGGUCUUGGAGAGCCUUGCUCCUCGCCUCAAGAGCUCUGAUGGGUGCGUCCCUAGGCUUUGCAAGUAUGAACUUUCAUUCGAUUCUCACGGAUCUGUUUGGUGCAUCUCUGAUGAGUGCGAACCCACAUGAGGAGGUUGUCGAUCGCUACGAUGCCAGAAGACACGGAGGAGGAAUGGGAAUCUGGCUAGGAAUUUGGACCUGGUGCUGGAUUGGAUCCUUGGCAGUCGGAUUUCUAAUCGGCGCAGCCAUCAUAAACGAACAACCUCCAGCCUGGGGCUUCUAUGUCAGCAUUAUACUCAUUGCGAUGGUACUCAUUCUCAACAUCAUCUGCCCCGAAGUCCGAAGAUCAGCAUACAGACGGUCAAUGACUGAAGUAAGAACUGAAACAGAUAUUUCAAGACGUAUUGCCCGCGGCGAAGUGAUGAUGCAUCGUGUCAGGACAGGGCCGAAAUGGUGUGGCCAAGAAGUCUUCCAUGGGGUGCUUCUAUCAUUAGAAAUGCUACACCAGCCUGGAUUCGCAGUAUUAGCUCUCUAUGUUGCUUGGAUUUAUGCGCAGAUCGUUUUGACCAUCAUCCUACUUGGUUCGCUCACCUCAAAGAUCUAUCGACUUCAAUCACCAUACGUCGGCUUCCUUGUUGGUUCUGUGGCGCUGGGGGCAUUACUGGCUAUACCUUUCCAAAAAGCUAGUUUUUUCUCUCGAUCGCGAGGAUCAAGAGUCAACAGCAGCCGGGCAACUCUAGACAGAAAGCUUUCAUGGACAUCUCAUCUUGGCCGGCGUGCUGUUUUUACGUCGUUGUUACCGGUGGCUGGGGGUUGCUACGCAGCUGCAUCAACGGGACCCCCUCUUCAUGUCAGUGUUCCAACUCUUCUGGCUUUCGGUGUUGGUUUCCUUUCGUCUCUUGCGAUAUCCGAAUGUAAUGGAAUCAUCAUGGAAGCAUUUGACACCUCAGAUCUGUGCCCUGGGAUGACGGGCCGACAGAGAGACCCGUCGGGGGACAUGGGGAAGCGAAUCAACUACUCAUCCUUUCCACGAGUUACUUCAGGGUACGCCAUAAUACAUACUUUUGCUUUCAUUCUAUCUGCAUUCUCGACAGCGUUGGGUGGUCUCAUGACAAGAACACUGGGUCAAAGGGUCAGCUCAGGAAUCGUGGCGGGAAUCUUGUUUCUGCUGACGAUGUCACUUUUACUCGUCCUCAUUCGAUUCAAGAAUGUGCAAAUUAUCCCAGACUCCAAGACUGAGGAGAUGGAGAAGAUUGUUGACGCACGCCGAAAAUCUAUCGCAAAAAUUGAGACAAUCACAGAGGAAGGACAGGACAUUUUCGAAGCUGAUGAGGCAUGGAAACCAGCCAUGAUGGGGAACCCUGUCAGCGAGCUCCGGCGAAUGAACGUCUUGGAAUUCGGGAGCAUGAGCCGAUGGCAGGAGAUACGUAAAAGAAACAAACUCAUCGAUGAAGAUGCUCACCUGUGUAACCGGACCGCGCUUGGUGAGGGGCUGGAGGCAUUGGAUGAUCAUAUGAGCGAGCUUCGGAGGGAUGCUCACGAGUUGUUGAGAAUGGCGAGCCUCAAGAGUCUCAAGGGCAAGCGCUCCAGACUGUUUCGUCGAAGCGAUCAAGGAAGCGACAAUUCCCAUCAGCUAGAAAUGGACAACCUAAGCACUGGAGGAGAAAGCAUCGAACAAACUUCUGGCUCACAAUUCCAAGAGCGGGACCUUGGUAGUCGUACGGUCCUUGAAGAGGACGAAAUUGAAGGCACAAACUCACACCAAGUGCGGGACAAGUAG
Molecule: messenger RNA, 4512 nt
Organism: Clonostachys rhizophaga
Lineage: Eukaryota; Fungi; Ascomycota; Sordariomycetes; Hypocreales; Bionectriaceae
Source: the annotation of a GenBank genome assembly